Messenger RNA from Durusdinium trenchii, 708 nucleotides. The record is from the annotation of a GenBank genome assembly. NCBI's taxonomy places the organism in Eukaryota, Dinophyceae, Suessiales, Symbiodiniaceae.
AUGAAGGAUGGAACCCAAGUUGCCAUUAAGAUGAUUGAUCUUGGUGCAUUGAAAAACUCUGGCCAGACCGAGGAUAUGGCUGGCUUUGACCAGGAGGUAGCAACGUUGAGCAAGUGCAACGCUCAGCAUAUCAGCAACCUGCCAAAUGUUUGUAAGACCAAGGAACUGAGAGGGGCUGAUAAGACUCAGUUAUGCCCGCUAACUAUUUGGGAGUUUACAGUUGAAGGUUUAGACUAUGAAGAUGUGGAAGUCAGAGCUGGGAAUUCUGAGAUGAGGUAUGAGCGUUUGAGCGCCCUGUCGGAUGCGGCCUCGGGCUUGUCCCACAUGCACAAUUCGAAUCCAGAGGCUUUUCAUCGAGACAUCAAGAGUGCCAAUAUUUUGCUGGAUAGGCAUGGUACGGCCAAGAUGGCUGACUUUGGCCUGAGCAUCACGUCUUCAGCAGCCGCAAAGAGCUUGAAGGCUGAUCAACCUUUGCGCGUGGAUACGAUCAGUGGCACGCCUGGAUAUGCAUGCCCGAUCUAUGCUCGCACGGGGCAGGUCACGGAGUUCAGCGAGGUGUACUCUUUCGGCAUGGUGAUUCUGGAAGUUCUCACAGCAAUUCCACCGGCGAUGGCGGACAGUGGAAAGCCAGGUGGUAUUGGAUAUCCGAUUGAAGACAGGAUCAAGCCGGGUGCAGAUGGAGCCCUUGAGCGAUGCGUCAAGCACUGA